Messenger RNA from Porites lobata, 414 nucleotides. The record is from the annotation of a GenBank genome assembly. NCBI's taxonomy places the organism in Eukaryota, Metazoa, Cnidaria, Anthozoa, Scleractinia, Poritidae.
CUGGCGCGCUCACGGUGCAUAAUAGUAUAUCUAAAAUCGUCUAAGACAGACAUUACUAGGGAAAGUCAGUCACUCACUAUAGUUCACACCUUGUUCCCCCUUUGCGCCAUUGCAGCUAUGCAAGAGUAUUUUCUCUAAGCUAGGCCGCCGCACGGAUCUUUGUUUUAUUUCCAAUCAGGUCGUUACGUCCCCCGGGGCAUCGUAUACGACCUCCUAAAAGAUAGUGCGAGGGUCGCUGGCCUCCCUUAUCAACGCCAAAAAAGGCAUAGUUUUUUCAUCGGUGCGGCCUCCGUUGCAGCCGCCGCCAGCUUGCCAGCUUGGCUUGUAAAGUUUCUCAGCUGCUGGUCCUCGGUCUGUUACCAGCUGUAUAUCAAAACUCCUCAAUCUACAUUAGAGUCUGUGGCUCCCAGGAUG